Messenger RNA from Pelobates fuscus (common spadefoot toad), 743 nucleotides. Its product is annotated as profilin-1-like. Gene Ontology annotation, cellular component: cytoplasm. The coding region runs from base 124 to 540 and encodes 138 amino acids. The transcript has 3 exons. Lineage: Eukaryota; Metazoa; Chordata; Amphibia; Anura; Pelobatidae. Gene Ontology annotation, biological process: regulation of actin filament polymerization; actin cytoskeleton organization; positive regulation of actin filament bundle assembly. Gene Ontology annotation, molecular function: actin binding. The record is from RefSeq and is a predicted model, not a curated record.
UAGACGGGAUCCUGCGCGCGCACCCCGAGCACGAGGCACCCAGAGCGGAGACCGCGCGGCCACCCCGAGCCACCGACAGCCCUUACCCAGCCUGCACCGCGCCCGAUCCCGCCAUCCAACACCAUGUCAUGGCAAGCCUACGUCGACAGCCUCAUGAGCGACAAGAACUGCCAGGACGCCGCCAUCGUGGGCUACCAGGGGACUCCCGGGGUGUGGGCGGCUCACCCGGGCGGCAGCCUCGGCAAGAUCACGCCAGCAGAGAUCAAGAGCAUAACAUCAGAUGACCGAUCUGGUCUGUUUGUUAACGGUGUGACGCUUGGUGGGAUGAAGUGUUCUGUCAUCCGGGACCAGUUUGGCGACCCAGACGUUCGUGUCAUGGAUUUAAAAACAAAGAACCCAGAUGGACCAUCAUAUGCUGUAGUUAUUGCCAAAGCCAUACAAGUUGUCGUCAUAUUAGUCGGGAUUGAAGGUGUCCACUGUGGGGCCCUGUAUCCUACAGCACAUGAGAUGGCCAAGUACCUAGCAUCAUUACAUUUCUGACUCCCCUCCUCCCCCUCCAUUACUACUGAUUCAGUCUCCUGUUCCAGCUGCCAACAUUGGACCAAUCCACUGAUUUCCCUCCCAUCUUUAUUUCCUUUUUUUAUCACCUGUUAUGUUUUUGCUGCCCUGGUCAUCGAAAUGAACAGAAUUUUUCAGGGAAAAACAAAUUUAUAUCUGAUUUAAGAAUAAAAAAGUAUGCUGUA